UGAACGAACACGCGCCUAACACAACCACCAUCUUGAGUCACGAAGAUCUUUUAGGAUCCACCUUGGAUACAUAUUGCGCUUCUUAUAAUUAUUGAUGUCUCUCCCUCCUCGCCUUCGCGGUCACAGCGUUGCUCUUUUCGCCAUGGAAUCAACGCCUGAGCCUGGCCUCGGAAUGCCACAUAAUGCCCUCAAACGAAACCGUUCACAGACCAUCGACGAAAUGCCGGAGGAGGUACCUGAACUUCCGAAGCUUUCAGGGCCCGUUAUUCUUGAAGUCUACACUCACAAAUCCCUUCGACUGGCAUGCAAUGCACAGUUUCCUGACAAUGAGCGAUUGGCCAUCCUUGGCCACGAAAUUUUGGAGAUGAUGACGACGCAUCUACUUUUCUUCCGGAAACCCAAGCUUCCAGUGCAUCUAAUUGAGGUACAACGGACGCAGCUCUUGACCGACGAAACGAUUGAUAUCUGGUCAAAACUGUACGGGCUGCGGAACCAGCUUCGUUGUGACCCUAGGUGUCUACAAUCACUCCAGAGUCCUGAGGAAGGGCGCCUGAUAUUCAAUGCAUAUCUGGGAGCCGUGUUCACCGAGCACGGGCUCCAGACAGUGCACGAGUGGAUAGGCGGCCUCCUUCGGCUGUCCACUACGAUACUGAAUGACAAUCACGAUAUGGAUGUUGAUGUUGCGUCGAUAACUUCGAAACCACCAUCGCCAUCACCCAUUCCCACCUCGAAACGAAUUAAAGUAGAGGAGCCUUCUGCUCCUCCUCCACCAUUACCAUCAUUCCCUCCUCCACCAGUGUACCAACUGCCCUCACGUUUUUCGACUCACCAGCCUUCCCCACAACCACAACCACGGCUUCAGCUGCCGCUACCCACACCGCGCACCUUUUUUUCGCAAUUAGCUCAAACCACCCACUACAAUCCGUAUUUGCGGUCAUCUCCGGCUCGACCGCCGUCUCCCCCAAGGAUCCCACCUCCAAAUCCGCUGGCGCCUGCUCAACCUCACCUUGCAUUUCUACCGCUGUUCAAUCAAACAGCUCAUCAACGUGGUGUGAGCGUCAAUUACCCAGCAGUAUUGGUGGGUCCACCACAUGCCGGAAAAUGGAACGUUACUUGCGUUGUUGAUGGGAUCGAGAAGGGUAAAGGAACUAGCGACACUAAGCAGCAAGCCAAAGAGCAAGCUGCAAGACAGGCUUACUACGAGAUGGGGUGGGCACCUCGAGGGUAGCGCCAUCAGAUGUAGAGGCACUGCGCGUUUCUCAUAGCAGUGCUAUUCGGGCAAGUUUCAACCACGGACUCUUGGUGGAGAUUAUGGCUGUGUGCCCGAACAGCACUAUUAUAAGAUAUAUGACUAGUCCUGCGUUCCAGCAGUUUUGUAGGAACGGAGUGGCGAGCUAGGUAUUAAUUCCUCUUCAUAGUUUUUUGUCGUGAAUGGACUCCGCUAAAUCAGGUACAGAGGGUAUCUGUACGAGCAUUAGAGAUAGUAGGGACCAACGUGACCAUUGUUGAGCUCUAUCGGUCCAUCCACGGGAGGAGAUACGGAAUUUAAUUAUUACCUUGUUCGCUUC
Messenger RNA from Suillus clintonianus, 1568 nucleotides. RefSeq lists its product as uncharacterized. The record is from RefSeq and is a predicted model, not a curated record. NCBI's taxonomy places the organism in Eukaryota, Fungi, Basidiomycota, Agaricomycetes, Boletales, Suillaceae. The transcript has 5 exons. The coding region runs from base 95 to 1228 and encodes 377 amino acids. Gene Ontology annotation, molecular function: ribonuclease III activity. Gene Ontology annotation, biological process: RNA processing.